Molecule: messenger RNA, 1692 nt
Organism: Drechmeria coniospora
Lineage: Eukaryota; Fungi; Ascomycota; Sordariomycetes; Hypocreales; Ophiocordycipitaceae
Product: Protein OS-9 like protein
Exons: 2
Coding region: 1-1692 (563 amino acids)
Biological process (GO): retrograde protein transport, ER to cytosol; endoplasmic reticulum unfolded protein response
Cellular component (GO): endoplasmic reticulum lumen
Source: RefSeq, a predicted model, not a curated record
AUGCGCCGUCUCAAUGUAGUCCUGCUGGCCACAAUCCAGCUCUGCCUUGCCCUGCUGCCUGGCUUCGACGUCCACAGUGACUUGCUCGCCUACCCGCAGUUUGAAGUUGUCUUCUCCGAAGGCUCCAUUUCCGACAAGGAGGCUCAUGAGCUCCUCGAGAGCCAAGCCCGAGAUGCGACCGACUCGGCCGACGGCAGCCAGUCCAGUGCGGGCGAUGCUCGCGAGACCACGGCUGCCGACGCCGGCAACGCCGCCGAUGAGAUUUCCUACUCGUACGAGCUGAUGAACAUGCCGCCCCAUCGCUACCUCUGCGCGAUACCGAACAUACCGCCUCCCGGCCCCGAGAACCAGACGGCCAACGAGCUGGCCAAGGCGGAAGAGGCGCGGGAGCUGAGCCGGGCGGCCAGCAGCGGCUGGGAGCUGCUCAGCCAACUAGAGGAUAGAUGCCUGUACUUCAUGUCGGGCUGGUGGAGCUACCGGUUCUGCGACAACCACGAGGUGGCCCAGUACCACGCCGUGACGGCCAUGACGCACGGCCAACCGCCGAGGCGCGACCCUCAAACGCCGGAAUACGUUCUCGGCCGCGUGCCUGCGCUGCCUGCCGGAUCCGAGGUCGAGGCUCGCGAUCGGGCCGGCUCGAAAUCGGUGCCGGCUGAGCUCCAGGUCAAGGGCGACCAACGGUACCUCGUGCAGAAGCUCGAGGGCGGAACCAUUUGCGACCUCACAGGCAGGGAGCGAACCAUCGAGGUGCAGUACCACUGCGUGCCGGGUAUGACGACCGACAGGAUCGGCUGGAUCAAGGAAGUGACCAUCUGCGCCUACGUCAUGGUGGUGAACUCGCCGCGGCUAUGUCAAAACGCCGUAUUCCUGCCGCCCAAGGAGACCAAGGCCAACGCCAUCAAAUGCCAGCUCAUCUCGGCCGCCGCCGCCGACGACGACGACAGGUCGACGCCCCGUCUGGAGCAGACCGAAGGCGCCCAACCCGACGGCGUCGGUGGAGCGGAAGGGGAAAAGACUACGGCGGGCUCGCGGGCGGGCGACGAAGCCGGCGACGAAGCCGGCCACGAUGCGGCCGAGGAGCUCGGCGUCGUGACAGUCGGGGGUGUCGUCGUGGGCGCGCGGCAUGUCCUGUCGGGCGCCGACGAGGUCGGCAAGCCCCCUCUCAAACUGGCGGCGCCGCAAAACACGUUUGAGACGAGCGUGGGCGAUCGAAUGGUCGACGUCCUCAUCAAGGUGGCGAGCAAGGCGGACGGCGGCAAGGUGGAGAAGAUGUCGACGGACGAGCUGAAGAGGCUGGAACUCGACCCCAGCGUGGUGGAGGACAUGAAGAAGAAGAUGGAACGGCUUGCCGGCGACCAGGGAUGGAAGCUCGAGGUUGUGGAGAUUGACGGCGGAAACAUGCGCGAGCUUCGCGGCUUCGUCGACGAAAAGCCCAAGGCCGCCGGGGGCGAGGGGCAGCAGCAGGCGAGCUCCGACGAGGACGACGGUCACGACGAGGAGGGAGGCGGCGGCGACAGACACCACUUGCCGGCGGAUGGGCAGGACGAGCAGCAGGCGUCGGUAGGGCAAGACCAGCACCAGGUGCCACACGGACAUGGCGGACAGCAGGCGGCGGACGAGAAAGACGAGGGCGCCAAGGACGACGUUCGGGACGAGGGAAGCAAGGAGACGUUUUUCAGGGACGAGCUGUAG